This is a messenger RNA of Daldinia decipiens, 972 nucleotides long. Its product is annotated as NAD(P)-binding protein. NCBI's taxonomy places the organism in Eukaryota, Fungi, Ascomycota, Sordariomycetes, Xylariales, Hypoxylaceae. The coding region runs from base 1 to 972 and encodes 323 amino acids. The transcript has a single exon. The record is from RefSeq and is a predicted model, not a curated record.
AUGUCUCCUUUUGGAUUCUCCACAACAAGCGAAGAGCUAGUUAAAGCCUUGGCCGACAAGAUCAAGGGACGCACAUUCCUCAUCACCGGAACUACUGUGAAAGGUCUUGGAGCCCAAACCGCUGUCUCCUUAGCCCGCGAGUCGCCAGCAAACCUUAUCCUCGUGAGCCGGAACAAGGCUAAGGUCGACCCCGUGCUGGAGGAGAUCGCGAGCAUCAAUCCCAACGUCAAGGUAACCUUUGUCACCUGCGAGCUGACCGACUUCGACUCCGUACGAGCAGCUGCGGAGAAAAUCAACAACGACGCUUCAAUUCCGAAGAUCGAUGUCGUCAUCAACAAUGCCGCCGUUAUGAACGUCCUCGAAUACACGCUGGACAAGCAAGGAAUCGAGACGACGUUCUCGGCGGACCACCUCGGCCACUUUCUCCUGACCAACCUCAUCAUGAACAAGAUCAUCGCCGCAGCUCCCGGUGCCCGCAUCGUCAACGUGACGAGCAGAGGCCACGGCAUUUCCCCCUUCCGCGGCGACGACUACAACUUCUCCGACGGCAAGGAGUACGACGGCUGGAGCGCGUAUGGCCAAGCCAAGACCGCCAACAUCCUGUACUCGGGCGAGCUAUCGCGGAGGCUGGCCAGCAAGGGCAUCAAGUCCUACGCGCCACACCCCGGUACCAUUUUCGGUACCAACUUGGCUGCCCACCUAACCGAUUACGACUUCAACAAGAUCGGCGAGGCAGCCAAACGUAACAACCCCGGGGGGGUCUGGGGCGGCGUGGGCGAGAAGAAGACCUUGUCUCAGGGAGCCGCGCCGCUACUCGCCGCAGCACUAGACCCAGACUUCGACGACAAACCUGGCUCGUACAUCGAAGACUGUCAAAUUGCCACUACAUACGAGUAUACCAGAGACCCAGAGGCUGCUCGCAAGCUGUGGGAGAUUAGCGAGAAGCUAGUAGGCCAGAAGUUUGACUUUUAA